AUGAAACAGCCUCCAAUUCUCGGGUUGUCGAAGUUCAUCGACCAAAAAUGUAUAUUGUUGAGCAUUUAUUCGGUCGUCGAACCAGUCACGGCUCUCUUUUACUAUUCCGUUGACGACCCGCGAAGGCGCCAGGUUACUGUAGAGAAGAUUGACGAGAUCAUGAAGGAAUUUGUCACGUUUACUUUCGUCCCACGGGUCCAGCACGACGUUCUCGGUGCGGAAUGAGUCAGGGAGGUUGUUGCAUUUCCUGAAGUUGCAAAGGUUUUGCGUAAUCCUCUCUUAUGAGGAGACGUUCCUUUCCUCGUAAGAAAGGACGUGUCCCAAGUGCCGCACACUGACUUUCUGUUGUGAAAUUUUGGGCGCAUAUUGGGAUGUGAUAAUUUCUAAAAAUUUUAGCUCACGCUUUGCAAGAGCUGUCAAGAUAUUAUCAUAAAAGCACUUUGCUGAAGCUGUCAGCGCGUGCAAUUCGGAGAGCAUUCAGACUGUGCCAUUUCUGGCCAUAACUCCACCAAUUUUGAGCAAAAAGGAUUUUAAUUUUGAUUUUUUUGCGGAAAAGUAGCUUGCUCAUGAUACUAGACCGUUCGUGAAGUCACUAUGAUUUUGGUGACAUUCACUGUGAGAAAACAAAAGCUCACUUUGCACUGUGCAGUUCUUGCUUUUUGCACCGUGCAAUAAGCUUUUUGGGCUGUCACUUGCACCUUGACUUUUUCAGCGCAGUGCAGACACCAAAAAACUCCAGCGGUUUUGCGAACGGAUUACUAGAUAUUAGGUUGUAUAAUAUGUUAUGACCAUUUUCUUGCAAACGUUUGAAGUCGAUUAUUUCCUAGCUCAGAUCCCUCCUUAGUUCAGCAUACUUAUAGACUAAUAGAGGGCUUAUCGAAGUUUCAUCUAGUUCGUAUUGCAAAGUCUUACGGCAUAGCCGCGAUUUUCUAUUGCUAAAAACUCGGAAGUGCCCCGAUUUUGACGGGGUACGAAACAACUCAAGUCACGUCUCCCAGCCGCUGCUGGUCUCAGAUUGGUGUUAUUAUAAUCUUCAAGGGUCGGAAAAGACACUGACACAGCAUCGUUGCAAGGUAGCAGUGACAACUCAUUUUAUGAGCUGUUUUUCCGGAAGGUUACCGAAGCCGUCGCCUGAAAAAGCGUCUAAAAAGUUUAGCGCCCGGGGUUUCUAUUGUCUAUUGUUAUAACUCGUACAGUGAGGGACCGGAUCCAAUGGCAAAAAACGUCCCACUUUGCAUCCCGGAAGGGACCAAAAUGUCUCCAAACCCUUCCCUUCUCUAAGCUAAAAAACUCCGUUUUGAAAAGCGCGCCCUUUCCUUCAAGGCGGGCUUUUCAAAGCAGAGUUUUUUAGCUUAGAGAAGGGAAGGGUUUGGAGUGAUUUUGGCCCCUUCCAGGAUGCGAAAUGACACGUUUUUUGCCAUUGGAUCAGGUCCCUCACUGUAGUAAUACGAGAUCACAUGCCUGUUGUCACACCAGACAAAUUUUGGAGCAUGCAAUAAUUGGAAUCUUCAGAAAAAUCUAAGAAUUAGCAGAAUUUUGGAUCAUCCAAUUAAAUUUCAAUUUUUUAGAACUUAAAGUGCGAGGUUCGCCAACACUAUGCCCCAACUGUGAUUGUUUUCCCGUCGAGACGCGGGGGUCAGACUUGACACAUAUUUGUCAAGCGUUUCUCAUGAAAAAAUUUUUUUUCCGAGCUCGAAAUUCGAGCGAAUCAAGAGGAAGGUCAAUUCUAUCGAUGGUGUAAGGUGAGUUCUUGCGUUUUUGUUGAGUUAUUAUGUAGGAUAGGUCAGCGUCAAGCUUUGGCAAAUGUGUUUAUGUGGUUUUGGAAGACUUUUGAGUUAUAUUCUUCAAGUGAGCACGAAUUUCAGGUAUGCCCCGAAUGCGCGUUUACGAAGUCGCAACCUUCUACACAAUGUUGGAACCAGUGGGCAAAUACUUCCUCCAGAUGUGUGCUACGACACCAUGUAUACUUCGAGCAGCCGAAUCCAUCACCUAAAAGCUGAUCAUCAAGCCAGGUCAAUCCAAAUGGCGCAAGGUAAGCUUUUGAAGUUUUUUUUUUUUAAUUUUAGGUGUUUUAGUUGGCUGUUGACUUGUUGUAGUAGGCAUUGAGAACUGAAUUUUCUACAUAUAGACAAGAGCGUAAAAAUGCUUUGUGAUGAAUAACUGGUCAGCUAGGAUGCGUCAGCUGUUGAUAACCUUUUUGCAGAUUUUUUGUCAUAAUUUUAAGUUGUCUUCUAAAUCAUUGUUCAAUUUCAGGUAUGACCUGA
Molecule: messenger RNA, 2264 nt
Organism: Bursaphelenchus xylophilus (pine wood nematode)
Lineage: Eukaryota; Metazoa; Nematoda; Chromadorea; Rhabditida; Aphelenchoididae
Source: the annotation of a GenBank genome assembly